Messenger RNA from Dothidotthia symphoricarpi CBS 119687, 1732 nucleotides. RefSeq lists its product as uncharacterized. NCBI's taxonomy places the organism in Eukaryota, Fungi, Ascomycota, Dothideomycetes, Pleosporales, Dothidotthiaceae. The record is from RefSeq and is a predicted model, not a curated record. Bases 70 to 1476 code for a protein of 468 amino acids. The transcript has 4 exons. Gene Ontology annotation, molecular function: protein binding.
CAGCUGCAUCCUAAGCUUCCAUCGGAGUAGCCCCGCGCAUGUCCACCACUCAACUACAACAUAAACAACAUGUUCCACCAAGGAACCUUGCAGAGUGGCAUUGCGCUUGCUAUCCAGCAACAGAAACUAGUGGCCUGCUUUGUGCGAGAUGAAGGCGCAACAAGUAAGGAAUGGGAGGACGAGUGGCUGACGAGCGGGUGGAUAGCAAACCUCCUCGCUCAGAAAGCCGUCCUCUUACGCCUCGAAGCUGGAUCGACCGAAGCCGGGUUCUUGGCAGCCUUCUGCGAGAUCAAGAAUGCGCCUACGUUUAUCGUCAUACAGAAUGGGAAGCUGCAGCUACAGCUUGGGAGUGAGGCGGGCAAAGACCAGUUCGUGAAUGAGAUUAGGAGAGUUUGCGGUGCUGGCGAGAUUCCUGGCGCGAGCUCGACAUCUGCAUCCCAGGUCCCGGCGGCUGUGGCUGAGGAUGAUCUUUAUGGAUCAACAGAACCUUCUGCGCCUGCAGUACAUACACCAACGACAGUACCUACUUCUACACCGUCAGCGAAAGCCAAAGGCAAACAGAAGGCCGCCUCAACUUCAGAAUCUCAGCCUCGCACCUCAACACCGUCCACAACCCCGAGCGCCGCACAACUAGCCGCCCGUGAGGCACUCCGGAAGAAGAAACGGCAAGAGGCAGACGAGCUGGCACGUAUAAAAGGCCGGAUAGAGGCAGACAAGGCAGCACGCAAAGCGCACGCAGAGGCCAGGAAAGCUGAAAGAGAAAGAGAGCGAGAUGGAGCCACACACACAGAAGCGCAAUCACAAUCAACAACAUCUUCUUCUUCCCGGGGCUCCCAAGCAAAGAUUGUCCACCUCAACGUCAGGCUGUUCGACGGACGAAUAAUGCGAUCCACGUUCCCACGAACAGCCACACUACAGGACGACGUGCGCUCUUGGGUUGAUAAAGAGUUUUCGAAACUCGGUGCAGACGAUCCGAAUAUCAACAACAAAUCACUUCCACCGUAUUUCUUCAGACAUAUACUAGCUCCACAACCGAGUCGCGAACUCUCCGCUGGCGACGAGAAUCAAACGCUCGGUGAUAUCGAUUUAGCUCCCAGCGCGACAUUAGUUCUUGUUCCGGUGAAGGGAUACACAGAAGCCUAUACCGACUCAGGGAACGGUAUCGUGGGGACAGCGAGUCGUAUGCUGCCUGGCGCGUUUAGUCUUGUGUCAUCGGCUAUGGGGUAUGUGGGUAAUGCUUUGGGGUCGGUGACUGGAUAUGGUUCAGGAACACAGGCGCAGGGAGAAGGACAGAGACAGGGACAGACUGUUGGAGGCGCACAGCGACAGCAACAACCACAACCUGAGUCAACAGAUACGCCGGGCGUCAGGGUACGGACACUUGCUGAUCAGAGGGCGGGAGAACCAAGACAGCAGUUCUACAACGGGAACCAGCUGAGCUUCGAGCCGAGGAACGACGAUAGCGACCGACGAUGAGAGAUGGGUUUGCUUGGGUGGUCAUGGAGGUAGAUAUCUUGAUACGUUUUUUCAUCUUGAGAAGCUAGGGAUAUGGCUGUCCGUUGGGAAUAAUACGGGGUUGUCUCUUACUCAAGGCUGCAAAAGAGAGGUUACCUAUGGUAAGCAGACGAGUUUUCUGCACUGCUAUCAAUAAGCCUAUGAUGGUAAAUCAUAGUCUCAAUGAACUUGUAAACUUGCUCGCAAGUCUACCCGUUUUAAUUUCCACCCUGACCUC